AUGGGGUUUGAGCGUAAACAUGUCUCCAGGUUGGUACCGGCCAACUUGAAGGUGUUGUCUCCUUUGCUUCUGGCUGUAGCCAUUGUGAACUCGGCAACUCUAGGGUACGAUGCUUCAGUCAUGAACGGCCUCCUUAUCCUCCCCUCGUACACCGAAUACUUCCACUUGACCCCUGCAUUGGAAGGUCUCAACAACGCAGCAGCAUGGAUGGGAGGCAUUCUGGGCGCCUUUUUGAUGCAGCCGGUGCCAGACUACUUCGGACGUCGAAGAGCUAUCCUCGUCGCAUCAGUCAUCACAGUAUUUGGCAUUAUUCUCCAAGCCGCAGCGCAAAACAUCGCCAUGUUCGUUGUCUCUCGGAUCAUCGUUGGCAUCGGUUCUGCGAUCAGCAAUGGCGCUGCUCCCACUCUGCUCGGAGAACUUCUGCCAGCUCGCAAGCGCGGCCGAAUUCUCGGUCUCUUCUUCUCUUGUUUCUACGUGGGAAGCUUGGCCUCGGCUAUUGUCAACUAUGGCAGCCAAAACAUCCAAAGUACUUGGUCCUGGCGUCUGCCCUCUCUGCUUCAAUUCGUCCCUAGCUUGUUGGCAGUUGUACUAGUGCCAUUCGUUCCGGAGUCGCCUCGUUGGCUGAUUGCGAAAGGCCGCGAUGAUGAGGCUCUUGAGGUUCUUGUGAUCAUGCAAGGUCAGGGCGUUGAAGAUAUGCAACAAGGUCAGGAGAGCUUGGAUGAGAUUAGAAGCAUUAUGAAGAAGGAGGAAGCAGAGUACCCUCGAAACCCGUGGAGAGAGAUUGUAUCCACCCCCGCCAACCGGAAACGCCUCGCCAUUCUCUGCACAUUUGGUCCCAUGAUCAACAUGUUUGGCAACUUUAUCAUCUCGUCUUACCUUACAAAGAUUUUGAAUCAGGCUGGUAUCAGAGACACAGUGAAGCAAACACAGAUUCAAGUCAUCCUGAACUGUUGGUCAUUUGCUGUUGCAGUCUUUGGCAGCUUCAUGCUCGAUAUAGUAGGUAGAAGGAAGCAGACUUUCAUUGGCGUGGGCGGCAUGAUCGCCAUGCUCUACAUUGUGGGCGGCCUUAUCAAGACAUAUGGCGAAUCAACCAACCAAUCCGGAAUCUACGGCACGAUUGCAGUCAUCUUCCUGUUCCAAGGGUUCUACGCCUUUUCCAUCACGCCAAUGACCAGUCUGUAUCCCACGGAAGUUUCGCAGUACAAGCUCCGAGCUACGGGAAUCGCAAUCUUCCGCAUGCUAGACUCUGGCUUCGGUCUGUUGGCUUCAUUCACAAUGGCAUACGCAAUGGCAGAUUUGGGAUGGAAGUUUUACUUCAUCAACGCUUCCUGGAAUGUGAUCUUCCUCGUUAUAGCAUACUUUACGUUUGUGGAGACCAAAGGCCUCAAGCUGGAAGAAAUUGCCGCAAAGUUCGAAGGACCUAGGAUUUUGGAGGCGAGCAUUGAAGAUUCGGCCUCACAAGAGAUUUCAGUCACUGGAAAGGGGGUGCAGAAUGUCGAUACGAAAUCUAUGUAG
Colletotrichum scovillei is the source of this 1515-nucleotide messenger RNA. RefSeq names its product hexose transporter. Gene Ontology annotation, biological process: carbohydrate transport; transmembrane transport. Bases 1 to 1515 code for a protein of 504 amino acids. Gene Ontology annotation, molecular function: carbohydrate:proton symporter activity. Lineage: Eukaryota; Fungi; Ascomycota; Sordariomycetes; Glomerellales; Glomerellaceae. The record is from RefSeq and is a predicted model, not a curated record. Gene Ontology annotation, cellular component: membrane. The transcript has 5 exons.